This is a messenger RNA of Agrilus planipennis (emerald ash borer), 1015 nucleotides long. RefSeq names its product signal peptidase complex catalytic subunit SEC11A (gene twr). Bases 240 to 779 code for a protein of 179 amino acids. Gene Ontology annotation, molecular function: serine-type endopeptidase activity. Gene Ontology annotation, cellular component: signal peptidase complex; membrane. Lineage: Eukaryota; Metazoa; Arthropoda; Insecta; Coleoptera; Buprestidae. The record is from RefSeq and is a predicted model, not a curated record. The transcript is spliced from 4 exons.
UUCCGCAAAAUCUUUUCAUUUUUUAUAAAUAAUAUUGUGGCAAGGUAUUUUCUCUUAAAUUAGUAAAAGUUUUUGCUUGUACGGGUUGUCAUUAAAAGAUAUUUGGCAACAGUCUUAUUUAUUGGAUGAGUUGGUUCAAAGUUGGCUGUACUGGUGUCGGCAAAAUAAAUAGAAAAAUUAGCUUUUAUUUAAAAACUUUAAUUGCUGUCUAAAUAAAAGUACUCAAUUUUGUGUCCAAUAUGGAUGUAGCAUCAUUUUUUGAUGAUGUAAAGCGAAUGAACAAGCGACAGUUCUUAUACCAAGUUUUAAGCUUUGGUAUGAUCGUUUCUUCAGCUUUAAUGAUAUGGAAAGGUUUAAUGGUGAUAACAGGUAGCGAAAGUCCCAUUGUAGUCGUCCUUUCGGGAAGCAUGGAACCUGCAUUUCAUAGGGGUGAUUUAUUAUUUUUAACAAAUUAUCCUGAAGAGCCUGUUCAAGUAGGAGAUAUCGUUGUGUUUAAAGUUGAAGGAAGAGAUAUUCCUAUUGUGCAUCGAGUACUUAAACUCCAUGAAAAGGAAAAUGGAACUGUGAAAUUUUUAACCAAAGGUGACAAUAAUAGCGUUGAUGAUCGAGGGUUGUAUGCACCAGGUCAGUUGUGGUUAACCAAGAGUGAUGUUGUUGGUAGAGCUCGAGGAUUUCUUCCAUAUGUGGGGAUAGUUACUAUUCUAAUGAACGAGUAUCCAAAAUUUAAGUAUGCAAUGUUAGCUUCAUUAGGAUUGUAUGUUCUUGUUCAUCGGGAAUAACCAUAUUUUGAGUAUGGUGAUGUAAUUAAUGAAUUUAAAUAGAAAAUUGAAAGGUUUUUCAAUCUCAAAAAUGUAAUUACAUUGUAUUCAUCAUUUUACCUUUCAAAGGGGUGUAACUAAUUUUUGUAAUAUUAAGUACAGAACUGCAUAUUUUUUAAAAUCAUUGGAGUAAGUAAUUUAUAAUAAGUUCACACAUAAACUUGUUAAACUUUUAAGGAAUAAAUGUUUUUAUAAAA